AAAGACGAGCCGGGGGGUUCCCCGCAGCUGGCUCUGAAAUCUGGCGCAGCUUUUGCUUUGCUUUCCGGUCAGCUCCAGCUGUGAAAGGUAGGGUUUGUCCCCUGGCGUCAAAGGCAGGAACAUCUGAGCCCCUAAGCAAAUACUUGAAUGUGAGAGCCUAGGAGUGGGCUUUUUCACUUUUCCCGCGGCUGAGGAGCCCUGGAGGCUAUGCCCUUUGACCUUUGACAUGUGUGCAGCCUCUGCCUCUCCAGAUAUGGAAAACAUGGAUAAAAGAGACCGACCAUUCAUGACAAUUCAGAAAAAUGAUAGCUCAGAUAAUCCUGUAUUCUGUAUGAAAAAUGGAAUGAGAAGCAUUAAGUAUAAACCAGUAGACUAUCAACAAUUGCAUGCAUUAACUGAAGCAAAAAAAUUAGCGGCUGCCUCUACAGAGCUAAAGAUCAGAAAAGCAAUGCAGACUUCAAAGACAUCUAAGGAACAAACACUAAUAAAGCAACACAGGCAAGUGUGGUGGCAGGAGCACCGCAGGCUAACUGAAGUCAGGUGUAGAAUGGAAUCUGAAAUAAAAUGUUUUCUCAAUGAAGAGAACAUUGGAAAUGAAUGUCUUUCUGAACUUCUGAAUUUUGAACAAGAGUUAUCAGAACAAUGGUGCAUGUAUCUUAAAAAUGUGAUAAAUCCUACUCAGCAAUUGAUAGCAGACCUAAAAUACAGACAGCAUCACAUUCCACAGCAUUCACACUCACAUACGGAGCUUAACUCAGUGAAGGUACUGGAAGAGGUUGACUUUGUGAAGAAACAAUUAAAAGAUGUCUUUGAAAGACUUGGCCUGGAGCAGCAGCAAUUAGAAAAUGAUCUUUCAGACUGGAGUGUUAAAACACCGGAUCGUUAUUCAGAGGAAAGGAGAAACCCGCUUAGUGAGCUGCCCGUGGAGUUAGGAGCUUUGGGGUGCCCCUACCCUGAUUUGGAAUCUUCAGUUGUUAAUGAGUUCUGCAGCUUUACAGACAAAUAUCAAAAGAAACUUCGAGAUUUCGAUCUGCAGUUACAAGACAUAUACAGAAACUUCCAGUUAAAUGAAGAAGAUCGCUGGAUUUACCAGGCUGUUUUGGACCAGUAUCCUGGAGAUCUCUGUGGCAGAAGGACUCUAUAUCUGGACAUGUUACAAAGAUAUUUUCCUCACAAAUCUAGGCGUGCUUUGGUCGAGCAUGAGAAAUACUGUGACCAAUAUCGCUUUGCUAGGGAGCAGCGAAGGAUCCUGCUGUCAAACUGGAAUAAGAAUAGGAGGGAUUUUAUACAGAAGGCUGUGCUGACACUUGUGGAGGCCUGUGCAGCUCAUGAAAUGGAGAGCAUGUUGGCCAAGGACAGGAAAAAGCAACAGGACCUGUGUGCCGAUCUGAAAGCCAAGGUUCUGCAAUGGCGAGCCCACCAGGAAGAGGUAGCAAGACUGGAAAUGGAAAUUUCUGCCAGAAGAAGAGAAAAGGAAGUAGAGAAAGAGAAACUGUGGAAGGAGAAGGAAUUGUUAGCGAGAGAAGAGAAGAAAGAAAAGAUAAGAAAAUACUGGGCUAAAAAAGAACAGUAUUGGCAAGAAAUGGAAAGGAGAGAUCUUCGGCGUCUAGAAGAAUUGAAGAAAAUAAUGGCUGACCAGUCGGCAAAGGACAGAGAAAGGGUUAACUAUAGACAACAAUUAUUGGAAAAGCGUUUGAUGGAGAAAAAAGAAGUGGCUCUUCAAGAAGCACACGAAGAAGAAGAGAGAGAGAGGCGGCUCGAAGCCCUUAGGAAACAGGUCGCUAUUGUUGCUCAGUUUGAUCCUGUUAGAAUGAUGUCAGAUACGAUGGCAUGGAAAGCCAGAAUGGGUAUUGGAACUGAGGAAGAAUUUAUUCUUCAAAAGCCACUCUUCACAUUGAAUACAUACAGUGAACAGCAGAUCAUUUCUGACCCUAGACUUCGUUUUGAGUUAGCACUUCGAGAAGCUGGACUUCAUAAAACCUUUUAUGCCAAAGAGAUGUUGCCAAAAAUCAGUCCUCAAAAACCUCCAAGAAAGGACAUGGAGUCUACUGUAUUUAAAACCUAGAGUUCAUCUUCAAAUCCUAGUAAAUGUAAACAAGAUGUUUCUCUAAAUGCAUUUAUAUGGAUAACAAUAAUUACUGCUUUCUAAAAUUUUCUAUAAUGUCAUACAUAGAAAUUGUACCAUCUAUUAAAACAGCCUUAUAUUUUAUAAUGAUUCUUAGAAUUUUAUGCACUAUUUCCAAUAUCUUUGUUUCUUUAAUAGUACUAAAUUCUCCAAUACUAUGGAACUUAAUUAUGACACAUUUGGUACAUAUAUUAACAUUUAGUAAAUUGCAAUUUGCAAAUUGCCUUAUCCUAUGAAAAGUGAUCAAAAUAACCAUUUGCAAGAAUUAUAAUAUAUAUUGCUGCUACCUGCUAACAAUCAUUUCUGGUUGUUAUUUUUAGAACUUAACUUUUUAAUCAUGGACGUUUCAUUAUCAUUAAUACUUCUAUUGUUUCUUGAUUAUUAUAAAAGAAGAUUCAACCUUUCUCUAAAUUUAGAAACCAAUUUGGUACACCAUGUUUACUGCAAACCAGCCAUCCAAGACAAUUUCAUUUUGCAAAUUAGCCCGUAAGAAUAAAUUAGAAAUUAGAAAUAGCAUUUCAGACAUGAGAAUAUCUGUUUUGGCUUGGGGGAAAAAUGUGUGUGGCUGUUUAGAAGGAAUAUUUUUAAAUUUAUAAUAUUUAGAAUGUUAUCAAAGUUUCACAUUAUCUGUUAAAUAUCUAGAUUAUAUUAUAGGAAGGCAGCAUUUCAAAUAUGACCCAAGCAUAACAUUUUUACUGUUUUUAAAGAGCCACACAAGUAUGUGUAGUGUAGCUGGUAAUGCACAACAGGGAAGUGGUGCUGCCGUUGUGAGAACCAUAGAGUUAAUACUUGCAGUUAUGUUGAAAACAGUUUAGACCUGGGAGCAGCGUAGCUAUUGGCUAUGCCCAGACUCAUGCUUUAUUAAUUUCUUUAUUAAAAACAGCAUUUAUAAUAGUUACCAUUUGCUGAACACAAACUGUGCUCAGUACCAUGUAUAUCCUUUACAUAUGUCUUCUCUGACCUUAGAUAACAACCUUAUGAGAUUGUUAUUUCUGUUUUUUCAGAUAAGGAAACAGGUUCAGAAAGGUAGAAGAAUAUGCCUUAGAUCAGUUGUUUUUCAGCCAUGAGUCAGUAAAUCAAUUUAGUGAAUCCUGAUCAGCCUUUUUUUAAUGAAACAAAAUAAAUCUGAAAUCCAAAUGGCUAAUAAACAUAUGAAAAAUGGACACACCAAUUAAAACUCCAAUGAAAUAUCAAUAUGCAUCCAUCAGAUUGGCAACAAUACCAAGAAAACUAAUACCAAGUAACACCAUACAGAACAAUGGGAAGCACCCACUGGUGGUGAGAGUUUAAAUUGAAAAAGUUUGGAUUUACCUGGUGAAGCUGUAACUGUUCAUACACUUUGAUAGAGCAAUUCUAUUCUUAAAUAUAUUUCCUUGGGAAACCUCUGCAUAUGUGUUUAAGGAGACAUAGACUGGGAUUCCCAAAUGAAAGCAAGCCACAUGUUCACCAAUAGUAGAAUGGAUAUAAAAAUUGUGGUAUAUUCAUACAUGGAAUUGUAUAUAGCAAUGAAAAUGAAAAAGAUCAACAUGAA
Molecule: messenger RNA, 3656 nt
Organism: Miniopterus natalensis
Lineage: Eukaryota; Metazoa; Chordata; Mammalia; Chiroptera; Miniopteridae
Source: RefSeq, a predicted model, not a curated record